AUUAAUCAAAAUGCCUAUCUUUCUCAUUCUUGUCCUCUUAGCGGCCGUCGCGAAGAGCCAAGAUUGCUCUGUCGUUGCAGACUUCAAAAUCGAUUUCCAGACAUCUAUAUUCAUUGCUGGAAAUGCAUACAAUAUUACAUUGACUUUACUAGAUAGCUAUGGCGAUCCGACAUGCGUUCUCUACGACCCGCUCUUGUCCGUGUCAUGCCCCAGCAGCAGCAGCAACGGGCGCGACUUUUGCAGUUUGCAGCUAUCGCCACUGUAUAACGGAGUUUACAACAUCAAAGUGAUUCCACAAACCCUAUGGGGGGGGCAUACAGUAUGGCCACCACCAUACAGCCCAGUAGCGCCGCUUCCAGACGUGUAUUUUGCUGGGGACACAGCAAUACGGAUCACGUACAAUGGCAGGGACAUCCAGGGGAGCCCCUUCCCGGUUACUGUACAAGCAGAGCCCCACAUUUCCACAGCCUUAUCCACUGUCAAUGUGGCAGUGCCGGCAAAGGGAGUUGCAAGCUCCAGAUUUGCCAUUGCCUAUUUCUACCAAAUUUCAGACAGGUUUACGAAUUGGAUCAGAGAAAAAUCAAUUGCGACACAACUUCGGGUAUCAGCCUACCCCGACGCGGAUAUCUCUGUCCAAUGGUGGCAAAAUUGGUGGAUCGUGUUAUAUGCAAACUCAACAUCAGCUGGUAUGUAUCGUUUUCAGGUGUACUUCAUUGACGAUGACGGCAGCGAAGUUCCCAUACGCAUUCUGUCGCCGGGGUUGGGACUGUCAUAUGAUGGCAGCUUUGAGGUGUUACCGCUCGCCCUUGAUGAAGCAAAAAUUACUGCAAGCGGCUUGCCACAAGAGGUAGAAGCUGGCAUUCCUGUAUCCUUGACGCUCCAGGCUAUGGACAUUUACAGCAAUCCUACGCGUCUGGUUGACCCCGAGUCAUACCAGCCAUUUGGCCAGCAGCCUGACAACAAAACCUUGCUGCAAGUUCGUCUGGUAACAGUUGACAGUGGUGCAUUGCAGCCUAAUGUUGUGGCUAUCCCAACCAACACGACUGGAGCAUGCAGUUGGUCCAUAACUUUCUUUACGUCAAUGGAUUACAGUGUAUCAGUAACGUAUAAGGAAAGUGUACUGCAUAUGUUUAGUAUCACAGUACGGAAUGCCCAGGCAUCACCAAGCAAUAGCACAGCUUUGCUUCCAGAAAUUGGACAAGCAGGGACGACCCUCCUUUAUGUUACGCCGCGUGACCUGUGGGGCAACAUUGCACCCCUAGCAAACAAUGACCUUUCAAUUGGAUUAACUGGUAGCACUUUCUUUCAUAGCUUCAUUCCUGUUGAGCCGGUGCGGAAAGGAGAUUACUCUGUCUAUUCUUUGACCCUCACAGAGGCAGGGCUUUAUGUAGUUUCCAUACAGCUGCACAAUUCGUCUUGGCUGGAAAAGAAUAUCACUAUUGAGGCCUCUUACCCUAGCUUACAGCGGAGCUAUGUGCUAGGAUUUGGAGCUGGGGACCCGUAUGGUUUUGCACCUACUCCAUUAGUUGCAGGGGAACAGUAUGUGCUGCGAGUUUUCAUUAAAGACCUGUAUGGCAACACCAUACAGGCCGACAAGGUAGUGGACCUCAACAUUGUGGGACCAGGCCAAGUACUCAUGAAUAUGUCUAUGUUGCCAAGCGGUGCAUUUGAAGUAAUCUAUCAGCCAAUCGUUGUGGGUGUCUAUGCCGUCAUUGCAAAUCUAACCACUGGGUUGCUGCUACAUCGUGGUGCUGUGUACGUUCAACCUGGCACAUUCAACCCAAACGCUACCACACUUCAGGUACCAGAUUACAUUGUUGCUGGCGAGGCCAGUAGCUUUAAACUUGCAUUUCACGACUCCUAUGGCAAUGCAGCGGCUUCAAGUGGAGAAGCUUCUGUUGUUGUUUUUAAGUAUGGAGGAGAGUCGCUUUCGUUUCCACUAAACCUUUCUGGCAAGUUUAUUGAGGAGUUGCCCUUUCGCUUGAUGCAUUCUGGAUUGUAUGCCUUCUCCAUAUCUGUUAACAGUGUAUUGGUGAAAUCCAAUAAUGGCUACCUUCAUGUUGUUCCGGGUUCUGCUUAUGCGCUGAAUAUAACUGAGCUCAAGAUGACGGACCGACUUCUUGAGGUGUACGCAUACGUGGUUGACGAAUAUCUGAAUAGCUUGAACGCUGCAGCUAUGACGGCAUUUGCAGUAGCUAUUGACCCACCAAUCCUAUUCCAUGGUAAUGUCACUCUCUCUUCCACGGGCAUCACCCUACAAUUGGAUAAGGAUCCGGCAAUAGAGAAUACCUUACAGGUGCAACUGAAGAUAAGCAACACUAUUUUCUUCAACUGUACCUGGAAGCCGACUGCAGCGCAUGCCACAUUACGUCGUGUCAGAAGCAUUGGGCCGCUGAUUGCCAUCACUGCUGUGUGUGUUUGCAUCUUGUUUGCAAGCAUUGCACUUGUGUGGUCCUUUCGUAUGCUCAGACACAAGCCAUAGCAUGGAUGCUGCCAGCAUAUAUAGGGUCUGCAAUCAUGUACGACCAUCGUAGAGCGCUCUCACCAAUUGCACAGCAUAAGCUGUCAACGAGAUUUCGUUUAUGUUGCUGGCCAAUCACUGCAAAGCAUGGUGGGGAGAGCGAGCAUGGUGGGCCCAGGGAGGACGUGCCCUGUAUGUACGGCUUACGAGGCUGUGACGCUUUUUGGUAAGCAUGUAGCUAGAAUUAUAUAACGCGGCUUGAUUUGCGAAUGAGCAGAUUGGCUGCUGUCGGCGAGUGCGGCAUGAGUGCGGCAUGAUAUGCGUUGGCUAAGCUAUGCGCAGCUAGCCUCUGCGAGGACUGCGACGGUUGCAGUUGAUGACGGCUUGAGUAACGAACGCAAGCGGCUAGGAAAGCACGCCAUGCGUGUCGCUAGGAGUGUCGCUGGGCUGUGACAAGCAACCCCCCCCCCCGCACACACAAAAAAAUAAAACUUUUGGUGCGGUGUGUAUGAAGGGGCGGGCCAAGGACCUUUCAAACCGCCUGUCACGCGUGUGGGGACGGAGUGGCAAGCCUGCGCAGCACUGCUUCCACUGCAAGGGUCUCGUUCUGUGUUCGCUCCGGUGUUAUAAGGCUGUGUUUAUAAAGCCAAGGUAGAACUGAGAGUUAUCGAGAUAUGAAGGAGAGAUCGGGACUAUCAAGACGCAGAAGCGUAGCGGAAUUCCACAGGGAAGGCACCAAGCACGCACGCGAACCACCUUGCGUGUCAACGGCUGACACGAAACCUGCC
This is a messenger RNA of Chlamydomonas reinhardtii, 3249 nucleotides long. RefSeq lists its product as uncharacterized. The record is from RefSeq and is a predicted model, not a curated record. The transcript is spliced from 13 exons. The coding region runs from base 689 to 2482 and encodes 597 amino acids. NCBI's taxonomy places the organism in Eukaryota, Viridiplantae, Chlorophyta, Chlorophyceae, Chlamydomonadales, Chlamydomonadaceae.